Molecule: messenger RNA, 1824 nt
Organism: Cynocephalus volans (Philippine flying lemur)
Lineage: Eukaryota; Metazoa; Chordata; Mammalia; Dermoptera; Cynocephalidae
Product: sodium/glucose cotransporter 1-like
Exons: 15
Coding region: 1-1824 (607 amino acids)
Biological process (GO): transmembrane transport; sodium ion transport
Cellular component (GO): plasma membrane
Molecular function (GO): D-glucose:sodium symporter activity
Source: RefSeq, a predicted model, not a curated record
AUGAUGCUCUCAGAUGCUUUGACUGUUUCAAUAGUUUUCUUUCCAAUAGGUGCUUCUCUUUUUGCCACAAAUAUUGGCAGUGGCCACCUUAUCGGCCUGGCUGGGAUAGGAGCAUCUUCAGGUAUUGCUAUUGGGGCCUUCGAGUGGAAUGCUAUAUUUCUGAUCUGUAGUCUUGGUUGGAUAUUUGUUCCUAUUUACAUUAAUGCUGGGGUUGUGACAGUGCCAGAAUAUUUGAGGAAGAGGUUUGGUUGCUACCGGGUCGAGCUUCUCUUCUCUGUUUUGUAUUUAUUCCUGUAUAUCUUCAGUAGGAUGUUGUUGGAGAUCUGCUAUGGUGUCAUGUUCCUGAGGAUAGUUUGGAGGAUGGAUGUUUACCAGGCCAGCCUGAUCUUAUUGACAGUUGCUGGCAUUUAUACCAUCACAGGUGGCUUGGCAGCUGUGGUUUACACUGAUAUCUUACAUGCUGGCUUUAUACUUUUGGGAUCAAUCUUGUUAAUGGGUUAUGCCUUUAAUAAAGUGGGAGAAUACCAGGGACUGCUGCAUAAGUACUUCCACGCCAUACCAAGUGUGAUCAGUGAAGGCAACUGGACUGCCAAGCCGGACUGCUACCUUCCUCGCCCAGAUUCCUUCCAUAUCUUCCGAGAUCCGAUCACUGGAGACAUCCCCUGGCCUGGGCUCGUCUUUGGCCUCUCUAUCCUCUCCUUGUACUACUGGUGUACAAAUCAGGUGUUUGUCCAGCGGUGCCUGGCAGGGAAGAACAUGUCUCACAUAAAAGGCGGCUGCCUCCUGUGUGGGUACCUGAACCUGCUGCCCAUGUUUAGUAUAGUGAUGCCAGGAAUGAUCAGCCGCAUCUUGAACCCAGAUAAAGUGGCAUGUGUUGUACCUUCAGAAUGUCAAAAGUACUGUGGCAGCAAAAAUGGUUGCAGCCCCAUUGCCUAUCCACUACUGAUGAUAGAGCUGCUACCCAAUGGCUUACGAGGCUUGAUGCUGUCCACACUAUGCGCCUCUCUCAUGUCCUCCCUGACUUCUAUUUUCAACAGUGCCAGCGCUCUGUUCACACUAAACAUCUAUACCCAAAUGCGGCCUAUGGCCACUGAAAAGGAACUCAUGAUAACAGGAAGGUUUUUUGUUAUAGUCUUACUUGCUGUCACCAUUGCCUUGGUCCCUAUUACGGAUACAGCUCAGAGUGAAAUACUGUUUGAAUACACACAGGCAAUUAGGAGUUAUGUGACACCACCCAUUGCUGCUGUCAUUCUGCUUGCCAUAUUCUGCAAAAGAGUCAAUGAGCAGAGUGCCUUCUGGGGGCUGAUUGUCGGGAUUAUAAUUGGCUUCAUUGGAAUGGUGGCCAAGUUGGUCUACGAACCUUGGAGCUGCACAGGGAACAGCAAGUGCCCUGUGUUCAUCUGUGGCGUGCACUACCUCUAUUUUACCAUGAUCCUUUUUGUGGUUAGUCUUCUCACCAUGCUGGGGAUCUCUUUAAUCACAGACCCAAUUCCAGAUAAACAUCUCCAUCGGCUAUGUUGGAGUUUACGAAACAGCCCAGAGGAAAGGGUAGAUCUGGACACAGAGACACAAAGAAAGAGACCUCUUGAGCCCCCAGCACAGCCAGAUGUGUUAAACAAGGCCCAGAGCUGCGCCUGGAAGGCCUGGGACCUCUUCUGUGGCCUGGAGCCACAGCCGGGCCCAAAACUAGCCCCAGAAAAGGAGAAGACGGAAGAUGCACAGUGGGGUGACAUGUUGGAGAAGCCCCUCUGGAGGUACAUUGUCAAUACCAAUGGGAUCAUCUUGCUCGCACUCGUGAUUUUCGGCUACAUCUACUAUGCCUAG